AUGGAUCAAGCUCAAUCGAAGGAAUUUGACGGCCUAAAGAGGACUUUUCUUCAAUCUGUAAGUAAAAAACACUGUAAAAUGUCAUCAUUAUAUUUUUAAUCUUCAUCUGAUUGUAAAAGUAAUUUUAAUCAUUUAUUUAGUUGGCCGAGUACAAUAAGCUACAGAGGUUGUUGAAUGACUUCAAAGAAUCCAAACUGACCGACGAGGUGUUAGAAGAAGUUCCCGAGGUUGCUGCGCAAGUCAUUAAAAACAGAAAAUUGGAGUACAGGAUCAACAUAAUGAAGAGAGUAAGUUAUACUAUGUUAAGUUAUUGGUUUUUAGGCGAUUGAUGAAGUGAAAGCUUCUGGAAAGAAGGCAAAGGUUCAGAAGCCAGAAGAGAAGAAAGCUCCAGAAGUGAAAUACGUCAAAGUGAAGGACUACCGUGAUGCCGUUUUGGAGAGGCUGACUUCAGUGUUCUCAGAAGUGGUCGAGAAGUGUUAUCCAGGUAACAACUUCAGCAUCACGUUACGAGAGACUAACAACCUCAAGUUUGGUGAUUAUCAGUUCGACUCUUCUCCAAUGAUUGCCAAAACCCUGAAGUUGAAGCCAGAUGAAGUGGCCAAGAAGAUCAUCGACAAUUUACCUCAAGUUGAUCUGAUUAAGAGUGUUGAACAAGCCAAAGUAUUCAUCAAUAUAUUUUUGAACAGAGAGACGGUUGGAAAGAAAGUUUCUGCAAUUUUUGCGAAAGGAAUUUCCUUGCCAGAUCUUGAACAAAAACGAGUUGUCAUUGACUUCUCUUCGCCCAACAUAGCCAAACAAAUGCAUGUUGGCCAUCUUCGGUCGACAAUUAUUGGGGAAUCGUUCUCUAGGCUUCUAGAAUACGUGGGAUAUGACGUAAGUUAUGUUUUUAUGUUUUGUUUUCAUAAAGGUCUUAACUUUAAAUUGUAAAAGAUUUUUAGUGCAAGCAUAAGGCUAGAGACAAUUUCCUGUAGGUACUGAUUACAGAUUGAUACGAAUUGACAUUUAAAUAGGCAUAAAUUGUGGUAAUUUAUAGAUGUUUUUUACAGGUACUACGAUUGAACCACGUUGGAGAUUGGGGAACCCAAUUUGGUAUGUUGAUUGCUCAUCUACAAGAUAAAUUCCCGAAUUUUGCAAAAGAAACACCUCCACUAAAAGACCUACAAGCUUUUUAUAAGGUAAGGACAUCUUUAAUAUCACUAAACUGAACUUUUUAGAAAAUAGAAUACUGUUAAUUUAUAAAUGAGAUUUUAAUAAAUAGAGUUUUAUCUUCGUUUUGAUAUUAUUUUGCGUGGUUUUAGGAGUCGAAGAAACGUUUUGAUGAAGACGAAAUGUUCAAGAAGCGGGCAUACGACUGUGUUGUUAAGCUGCAGGCUGGUGACAAGGAAUUCGAAAGUGCUUGGAGGUUAAUUUGUGAUGUCAGUAAGAAGGGUAGGUUAAGAUUAUAUAAAAAGCUAAAAAUUUUAUAUUUUUGUUAUCUACGUAAAACAUUAAAUGACAAAGUAGUUAUAGGGGGCGCAGAAUUAAGUGAACGACCUAAUAAUUUGUGUAAACAAACUUUCAGACUAUACUAAAAUCUACGAGCGAUUGGAUGUAACUCUACAAGAACGAGGAGAGUCUUUCUACCAAGACAAGAUGGUCAGUUUGGUCGAGGAAUUGGACAAAGAAGGAAAGCUGAAGCUAGAAGAGGGACGGAAGUUGUUCUACACGACAGAAGCCAACAUUCCAUUGACGGUUGUGAAGAGUGAUGGAGGAUUCACAUACGAUACUUCCGAUUUGGCUACGUUGAAACAUCGUUUGUUUGAGGAAAAGGCUAACUGGUUGUUGUAUGUUGUCGACAGGGGACAGUCUGAACAUUUUGCGGUAAAUUUUUAUUAAUUUAAGGUUUGUUGAAGGAAAGUUAAGGAUUUUUUAAAGGAAAGGUGAGGCAGUUAUAGAAAAAAAUGUCAUUCUAUGAGUUUAUGUUAUGAAUUUUAUAAUAACAUGUAAAAUUAUUGUUAACAUAACCCCAUAUAGUUUUAACGAUUAAUGUUUUAGUCAGUCUACUCGGCUGCCAGAGAUCUUGGAUGGUACGAUCCAAAGCAGACUCGUGUUGAACAUGUCCAGUUUGGCGUUGUGUUAGGCGAGGAUAAGUAAGUUAACACCGAUAAUAAUCUGGCUUUAUGUUGCUGGAUCUAUAUUCUACUGUAAUAUUGAUAAUAUUUUUAAAAAUUUUCAAAAAUGUUUUUUGCUUCAACUUUUUAAGAUUUUUAAAAUGUUUUUCAGGAAAAAGUUUAAAACCCGAUCAGGAGAUACGGUAAAACUGUCAGAUUUACUUGAUGAAGGAGUGAAACGAGCUGAAGCCAAGUUGGUAGAGAAGGGCAGGGACAAAGUAAUGGGUCCAGAAGAGCUGGAAGCUGCCAGAGAUGCGGUUGCGUAUGGUUGUAUACGAUAUGCUGAUCUUUCUCAUGGCAGAACUAACGAUUACGUCUUCUCGUUUGAUCGGGUAGGUUUUGGUUUUUAAAAAUAUUUUUUAACCGUGAGUUUUAUAUGUUAGAUAGUUUUAAUUGAGUAUCUACUAUCAUUUUAGAUGUUGGAUGAUCGUGGUAACACGGCGGUGUAUUUGUUGUACGCUUAUGCUCGUAUAAGGUAAGUAUUUUGAUUUUGACAUAAGUUUACUUAUAUAUACUUUUUAUCGGUCACAGUAGUUACAAUUACAUAAUAUUAUUAAUGUAAUGAUAUUAUAUUGUGUUCUCAAAAUAUAAUGUUAUUAUGUUGCAGGUCAAUUGCUCGUGAAGCCAAGGUUGAACGGUCAGCUAUCUCCGAGUACGUCAGCAAACUACCCAACGGUGUCUUACCAUUAGAACACGAACGAGAAUUCAAGCUGGCCAAGCAGCUUCUGAAGUUCUCUGACACUCUGCUUCUGGUUUUGGAAUCUCUUCAACUUCACAAACUCUGCGAUUACGUUUACAAUUUGGCUACAGUCUUCCACGACUUCUACAAGGAUUGCUAUGUCAUCAACAAGAACGAUAAGGGAGAGAUUACUGUAAACUACCAUCGUCUUGUUCUCUGCGAAGUCACGGCUGACACGAUGGCGGCCUGCUUCAAGACUUUGGGAAUCAGACCUAUCGAAAGAAUGUGA
Messenger RNA from Bursaphelenchus okinawaensis, 3118 nucleotides. NCBI's taxonomy places the organism in Eukaryota, Metazoa, Nematoda, Chromadorea, Rhabditida, Aphelenchoididae. The record is from the annotation of a GenBank genome assembly.